CAGACAGAAGGUGGUUAUGACUUCAUAAGGGAAAAUCUGAAGGACGAAAAUCACAAUCAUCCCUCAACUUGGGCACAGAGCUGUAGGAGACGACUCAACAGUGAAAGCCAUGUGGAGUUUGUGUGUGUGUCUGUGUGUGUUUGCAUGCACUUUGCAUGCUGUACCUCUCGGAAAAAAUAACUGCCUACAUCGCAGAAAGGUGCUGCUGGUCUCCUUUGAUGGUUUCAGAUGGAAUUAUGACAGGGAUGUGGAUACACCUCACCUGGACCAAAUGGCUAUAGAUGGAGUAAAAGCUCCUUAUGUGACACCGUCCUUCCUCACCAUGACCAGUCCUACUCACUUCACAAUUUUAACAGGUAAAUAUAUUGAGAAUCAUGGUGUAAUACACAACAUGUGGUUCAACACCACGACAUCGGAGAAGAAGCCAUACUACCAAACACAAUUUGUGAACGAGUGGUGGGAUAACGGCAGCCUGCCAAUCUGGAUCACCGCUCAGAGACAGGGUCUCCGAGCUGGCUCAUUUCACUUUCCUGGAACAGCUUCAUUCUAUGAUGGUGAGAAAGCAGAGGUGUCUGAAGUGGAGCCUCGCUUCUACAACUACAGCAAUGAGACAGCAUGGCGCCAGAACAUUGACAAAAUCAUUGGCAUCUGGUUUGGAGAAAAUGACCUGGACUUUGUGGCCUUGUAUUUUGGAGAACCGGACAGCACAGGCCACAAAUAUGGUCCAGACUCAGAGCAGCGCAGGGAGAUGGUAAGACAAGUGGAUCGAACGGUGGGUUACCUAAGAGACUCUGUCAAGCACAACGGCCUCACCCAGUGCCUCAACAUCAUUAUCACUGCUGAUCAUGGCAUGACCACAGUGUUUCGUGGCAAUGGGGUAAACGAGAUUGUACUUUCCAAGAUCCCGGGAUUCUCUUUCCAAGAUCUAGACUUCCAUCUGGUGGACUACGGGCCCUCUGGUUUGCUCCUUCCUAAAGAGGGAAAGCUGGAGAAAGUGUACAAUGCCCUGAAGGGGGCUCAUCCUCACCUCCAUGUCUACAAGAAAGAGGAAAUGCCACCAAGGUUGCACUUUGCCAAAAACGACCGCAUAUUGCCUAUAAUCCUGUGGGCUGACUUGGGAUACGUCAUUAAUGGGUACUUCCCUGUGCAGUUUAACAAAGGAGAGCAUGGCUUUGACAAUGAUGAUUUAGACAUGAAGCCAUUCUUCCGUGCAAUAGGACCUGACUUCAGGAAAAACUUUAUUAUUGAGCCAUUUGAGACUGUGCACAUAUACUCACUGAUGUGCCACUUGCUGGGCAUCACACCCGAACCCAACGACGGACACCUGGACGUCACGCGCUCCAUGUUGCUCUCCUCUGAGAAACCACAUGAAAGCAGCUCUGACUUGUCCAGAGUGUUCAUUGGCCUUGGUGCUGUCGCUGGUUUUCUGGUGAUUGUAUUUGUUGUCAUGGUGACCCACAGUGUCCUUUUACGCAAGAGAAAAAAUCAGAGAGCUGGGAGUUGUGAAAAAUCUGAAGAUUGUGACAAAAUACAGACAACAUUUUAGCCUGCAGUUACAUUUGUAUCAUUUUGCCCCACUGGAAAGAAAAUUAGGGAAUUUCAGACUAUAUGAAAAAGUAUAAACUAACACACAAAUAAAGAAAUAAAAUACUUUAAAGAACUAAUUUCCUCAGCCAUACUGCAAAAAAGAAGAAAAGAAAACAGAAAAAAAAUUAUUUAUGUCAAGAUAUUUUCAUUUUAUUGUCAAGAUUUUCAUAAGUAUUGCCAUAGUGUUAAAAUAAAUUUUUUUUCCCCUGUUUUAUGCUUUGUGGGUUUUUUUUGUAACAUUUCGGGCUCCAGUUGAAUCGUUGAAUCUUCUGAAAAAAAUGUAAUAAAAUAAAAGGACAUUCGGAUUUUUUAACUGGUCAGAUGGGCAUUGCAAGACAUCAGAUAAUUGAGGUUUAGAUUAGAAACAGGAUGUAGUGAAAUAGUCGAUGUAGAAGUGAUGUAGAAAGCUGAGUGGUAGACGACUUAAUAUUGUCCUAGAAUUGUGCAUAACUCUUCCCUUUGAUAUAGAAUGAAGAGAAAGCAUUCAAUCCUAGACAAUCUGCUUCUGACUGGUUUCUCUAUGUCCCCUGUGAGUCAAUGAUGCACGAGCAGAUUGUGGACAUCUGUAAGCUUAUGCACGUGGAGGAGGGUGAAUAAGGCUUUCCUCAGAGUGUGUUACUCAGACCCCUGUGGAGCAGCAUGAAUGGCACUUCAGAAAGGUGCACAUGGCUUACAGUAUAUAUGGCAUUUUUAAUGAGGUGCUUAGAUGUGGAUGUCCAUAUUGCCUACUGAAGUGGAGCCCUCAUGAUGAACACCCAAUAAGAAACUCAGAUUUAAUUCCAGUGAUAGCAUUAAUGUUGAAAGUAAAACAGCAUGGAACUAUAUAUUUAUCAUCUAAUGUAAUGUUUGUUUAUAUUCAUAACA
Molecule: messenger RNA, 2451 nt
Organism: Clarias gariepinus (North African catfish)
Lineage: Eukaryota; Metazoa; Chordata; Actinopteri; Siluriformes; Clariidae
Product: ectonucleotide pyrophosphatase/phosphodiesterase family member 7-like
Exons: 7
Coding region: 110-1546 (478 amino acids)
Source: RefSeq, a predicted model, not a curated record